CCCGAAAGUGUUUGCAACUCUCUCGCUGUUGCUUUUUUGGGUGUCUUAUUUCGGGGGAAAGGGAAAAGCGAGAAAAGCGAGUGAAUUUCUCGCGAGGAUUGGAGGAGGAGCAGGUGGAUUCCAUGCCUGCAAGAGGCACGGGUAAGAGAACCACCAACGGCUGAAAACUGGGACUCCAGGAGGCGGCGGACGAGGAGCACCAGCUGCACCGCCGACCAGGAGGAGCACUUCUGAUGGCCCUGGAGCCACCAGGCGCCUCCGCCGCCGCCGCCGCCAUGGACGACAGCAGCAGCGGACGCACCUCGCUGGCGGACAGCGCCAGCCUGACCAACUCCUCGCUGCGCAGCGGCUGCUCCUCGCAGAGCAUCAGCGCCUACGACGGCACCAUUAGGAUCUUCAAUCUGGCCACCAAGGGCUACGAACGCUUUCCGCCGCACAUGAACUGCGAACAGAUCUGCAACGAGAUGUGCAAGCUCCUCUGCAUUGCGCCCACCGCCCAGCUGCUCUACGGCAUCCGGGAGCACUCGACAUCGCGUCGUCCCACGCCGCUGAUUCGUCUGGAGCUCACCUGGUCGCUCCCAGGCGAGCGACUCAACUGCCAGCUGAUCUACUGCUUUCGCAUGCGUUUCCGUGUCCCCGAAUUGGACAACCAAUUGGAGUCCAUCGACGGGAGGAGCCACAAGUUCCUCUACUUUCAAAUGCGACACGAUUGGCUAACCGAACAGAUACCAGAGAUUCGCUAUCCGGAGCACAAGGACAAGUCCACGGGACUGGCCGUGAUGGACAUGAUGAUCGAUGCCCAGGAGCAGACCGAACAGGAUCAGGCUUUGCGGGACAUUGAGAAGUCGUACAAGACCUAUUUGCCGCCCAGUUUGUGGCGGGCGCACAGCUUUUUCGUGGGCUCCAAGAUACGCGAGGUGUUCAGGAAUCUAAAGGCCAACGCCCCGAGUGUUGAGCGUUUGAAGUGGCACUAUGUCCAUCAGAUCUCGCAUUUGGCGCCCUCGUACCUCACCGAACAGUUCACCUGCACCGUGCAGUAUCUGCCCAAUGAGGAGGUGACCCGCGGCGGAAGCUCCGGCAUCGUGGGAAGCCUCACGCAGGCGGUUAGCAAGUCCACCUCCACGCUGGUCAGCUCGGGAUCCACCAACACGCUGUCCACUUUGACCACGAGUGCUCCGCAAGUCGGCAAGAAGGGCAAACGACGAUCCGCGAGCGCCGGAAUCGAUGUCUAUGUGCGGGUCUUUCCGCACGACUCACUGGAGCCGGGACUCAAGGUGGCCAGGGUCACAUCGGAGGCCACACUCAAGUGGAAUCUGGUGGGCGCCGUGGAGGGAAUUUUCAUGAUCUCCAAAAUCAACGAGACCUCAGUGAGGCUCGAAAUCGUUGGGUUGCCCAAGGGCUACGAGAUGCAGUUCCAGACGGACAAGGAGAUGAAGUCCUUCAUCUCCUACCUGGGCAUCUAUAUCAGAUUGUCCAGCAAAUGGAUGCAGGACCUGUGCCACUCCUACCGCACGCCCUCCCUCGAGGAGCUGGGCGCCCUCUACUGCCACGGACCCAUCGGCGGCGCCUAUUCGCUGAUGAAGCUGCACGAGAACGGCGACAAGUGCGGCAGCUACAUUGUGCGCGAGUGCGACCGAGAGUACAGCAUAUACUACAUCGAUAUCAACACCAAAAUCAUGGCCAAAAACACCGACCAGGAGCGCUGCAAGACGGAGACGUUCAGGAUCGUGCGCAAGGACUCGCAGUGGAUGCUAAACUACAACAAUGCGGUGCAUACGCUCAACUCGCUGCACGAGGUGGCGCACUUCAUUCAGGCCGACAGCCCCGAUCGCUACCGCAUACCCGCCUCCAAGUACGACAAGCCGCCGCUGCUGCUGCUGCUGCUGCCGAAGAACCUCAAGGCCAAAAAGACUGACCUGCAGCUGAGCGAGGCGGAGCUGCAGCGGCGCAAUCCGCAGAUCUUCAAUCCGAAAACGGAUCUGCAAUGGUAUCCGGAUUCGAUAUCUCUGAGCGACGACGGCAUGAUGUUCACCAUGCGUGGCGAUUGGCUGCAACAGAGUCCUGUGAAGGAUGUUUCGGUCACAAUGAAAAUGCUAAAAAGCGACGGCAAUUUCAUGGAGUUCUUUCGACUGGCGCAAACCUGGAGUCUCAUCCAAUCGCCGCAGUUCCUCAAGCUGUACGGCCUCACGCUCGCCGAUCCCUACACCAUGGUCAUGGAGUACUCCAAGUACGGGCCACUGAAUAAGUUCCUGCACACGGUGCCCAAUGUCACGCUGCACUGCCUCCUCGAUCUGAUGCACGGACUGGUGCGCGGCAUGCACUAUCUGGAGGACAACAAGAUCAUACACAACUACAUCAGGUGCAGCAAUCUGUACGUGACCAAAUACGAUCCCAAUUCGUACGUGCUCGAUGUGAAAAUCAGCGAUCCCGGCUAUCCGCGUCCCUACCGAGAAUCCGACUCACCGUGGGUGCCCACCAAGUACUACCGCAAUCUGCAGGCGGCCAAGCUGGAUCAGUACACCCAGCUGUGGGCCUUCGCCACCACCAUAUACGAGAUAUUCUCGCGCUGCAAGGAGGAUCUGCGCAAUUUGAAGCAGGAGCAACUGCUGCGGCAGCGGAACACCGAUGGCAACAUACUCAAGAUGCUCGAUCCGGACUUGUGUCCCACGCUAAUGUUCGAGACGAUCAUGGACGGUUGGUCCGAUGACGAGGAGAAGCGCUUCAGCCACCACGACAUCUUCUCGCGCCUCAACACGAUGAAGGCGGAGAUACUGCCCAACUAUCAGCCGCCACCGGUCGCAACGAAUGGCGCUGGCGAGGAAGAGGAGGUGGUGGAGAGGAGCGACAUGCCCCGCAACUAUCCCUUCCCUCGUUCGAAUAUGCUGAUGGCGAUAACGCUGACCAGCGAAUGCCGCGUCAUCUACAACAUGGAGAACAUGAUCGGCCAGGGUCACUAUGGCACCGUCUUCAAGGGCCACCUGGAGUUCAACGACAAGGACCAGCCGCGCGAGCAGGUGGCCAUCAAGAUGCUGAACACCAUGCAGGUGUCGACCGACUUCCAUCGCGAGAUCGGCAUCAUGCGCUCGCUCGUUCAUCCGAAUAUCGUCAAGUUCCGCUACUGGGCGGAGAAGUCGCACUGCAUCAUCAUGGAGUACCUGUCCGGCUCCUUCGAUACCUACCUGCGCUUCGAGGCGCCCAAUCUCAAGGAUGCACGACUGGUGGCCUUCGCUUUGGACAUUGCACAAGGCAUGAAAUACUUGUCCGGCAUGGGACUGAUCCACAGGGACUUGGCCGCCCGCAACAUUCUGGUGGAUCACAACGGCGAUGGUGAUUGCGUCAAAAUCUCAGACUUUGGCCUGGCGCAAUUCGUCAAUUCAGAUGGAUAUUACUACGUGAAGAGCAAGCGAGAUAUUCCCAUUAAAUGGUACUCCCCGGAGGCCAUCUCCACCAGCAGAUUCUCAUCCUACUCGGACGUUUGGAGCUACGGCGUCACGCUCUUCGAGAUGUUCACCCGCGGCGAAGUGCCCAAUUUGGUGCCGAUGCAGACCUCGCAGGAGGACUUCCUGAAUCGCCUCAUGAACGGUGAACGAUUAAAUCGGCCGGCCAGUUGUCCGGACUUCAUGUACGAGUUGAUGCAGCUGUGCUGGCACGCCACGCCCCGUUCGCGGCCCAGUUUCGCCGACAUCGUGGAGAUGAUCACCAACGAGGUGGCCACCAAGAUUUCGCAUCCGUCGGAUGGCCACCAGCCGCCGCCGGAGGCCGAGUGACAGGAGGCGCGAGUUGCGAAUCCGAGUUCGCAAUCAACAGAAUGAUAUACACAUAUUUAGGCAUAAGUUCGUUCUUUUAAGCUGUUAGCAUUUAACCUGUACGUUUUUAAAACAACACAAGCGAACCCCAAAACCACUUGACGUCACCCCCCAAAAACCCUUAAAGCUUAAAGCGCUUUCGGAAGAAUCACAAAACACUUAAAACGAAAAAAAAUCAAAAAAAAAAACACCCAUCUGUAAUCUGUAAUAUGUAAAAUGUAAUAUGUAAUCUGUAAUCGGUAACAAGCCCAAAACACACACACAAAACACAAACACUCACGCCUUCGCAAGCCUUUUUGGAUUCUCGCCAGACCUUAGUUUUAUUCUUGUGCUCACCACUGGCCCCCUAAAACUCGUCUCUAGCCCCCUAUUAACCCCCCUCUCUUGACUAAGCGGAAGACCCGACUUUACAUAUAUACGCAUAUAUAUUUAAACAAAUUCUCAACCUACUUUGUGUUAUACAUUUUAGCCCACUUUGUUAAAUAUUGUUAAGCUUGAGCUUCAACCUUUUGUAAUGCCCACGCAUAAACACUAAACUAAAUACUAAAUAUAAAGUGUAAAUAAUAA
Drosophila takahashii is the source of this 4373-nucleotide messenger RNA. RefSeq names its product tyrosine-protein kinase hopscotch (gene hop). Gene Ontology annotation, cellular component: cytosol; cytoskeleton. NCBI's taxonomy places the organism in Eukaryota, Metazoa, Arthropoda, Insecta, Diptera, Drosophilidae. Gene Ontology annotation, biological process: cytokine-mediated signaling pathway; intracellular signal transduction; cell surface receptor signaling pathway via JAK-STAT. Gene Ontology annotation, molecular function: non-membrane spanning protein tyrosine kinase activity; ATP binding; cytokine receptor binding. The record is from RefSeq and is a predicted model, not a curated record.